CCAUGUUAAUUAAGGUUUAGGCGAAAGACUCUUGGUUUUGCAAGCUACUCCAGGUGUGGUGUUCUGCUUUGGUGCAUCGGUGCGAGGUGCGAGAAGGACCCACUGCCCGGUCCCCGAGGCUGACUUCAAGGCCAUUCGCAGUCGUCUCAUCGGGAGUCACUGGGGGGUGUGAGCCGGGGCUGAGCAGUGCACUAGCUGCGUAGAUUGUUACUCGUUUGGCAACUGACCCGCCCUGCGGCCACACCAGCCCCUUUCCUGGGCCUCUGUGAGGUCUUCACGUUCACGCUUAGACACCCGCCCUUCAGGAGGGCAGGAAAGGUUGGCUAUAAACUGGAGAUAAUCACGGCAUUUGUUUUCAGGUCACGUUUGUAUUGGAAUGGACGGAGACUGGCAGCUGCACAGACAACUCCCGCGCCCUCCCCUACCCACGUCUAGUGACACUUUGAUCCCGUGGCAGCCUGGCCCUCAGGACACUGAAGCCAGCCCAGGUCAUCUUCGGGAUGGCAGUUGGGCUGGCUCAGAAGCUUCUGUUUGCACGUGUACUUUCCGGUUUCCCAGCACGGCCAUCAAGAUCCAGUUCACGUCGCUGUACCACAAGGAGGAGGCUCCCGCCUCCCCGCUCCGGCCGCUGUACCCGCAGAUCUCUCCUCUGAAGAUCCACAUCCCGGAGCCGGAUCUCCGGAGCCUGGUCAGCCCCGUGCCCUCCCCGACUGGCACCAUCAGCGUCCCCAACUCCUGCCCUGCCAGUCCUCGCGGCGCCGGGUCCUCAGGUUACCGCUUCGUCCAGAACGUGACCUCGGACCUGCAGCUGGCAGCAGAGUUCGCAGCGAAGGCCGCCUCGGAGCAGCAGGCAGACGCGUCCGGAGGGGACAGCCCCAAGGACGAGUCGAAGCCGCCGUACUCGUACGCGCAGCUGAUCGUGCAGGCCAUCUCCUCGGCCCAGGACCGGCAGCUGACACUAAGCGGCAUCUACGCCCACAUCACCAGACAUUACCCCUAUUACAGGACGGCCGACAAAGGCUGGCAGAAUUCUAUCCGACACAACCUCUCUUUGAACCGCUACUUUAUUAAAGUCCCGCGUUCCCAGGAGGAGCCUGGGAAGGGGUCGUUUUGGCGAAUAGACCCUGCCUCAGAAGCCAAACUCGUGGAACAGGCGUUCCGGAAGCGGAGGCAGAGGGGCGUCUCCUGCUUCCGCACCCCCUUUGGGCCUCUGUCCUCAAGGAGUGCCCCAGCCUCGCCCACGCACCCUGGGCUGAUGUCCCCUCGCUCGAGUGGCCUGCAGACCCCGGAGUGCCUGUCUCGGGAGGGCUCCCCCAUCCCGCAUGACUCUGACUUGGGGUCGAAGUUAACGGCUGUUCCAGAGUAUCGGUAUUCCCAAAGCGCGCCCGGCUCCCCCGUCAGUGCCCAGCCAGUGAUCAUGGCUGUGCCUCCCCGCCCGUCCAAUUUGGUGGCCAAGCCCGUGGCCUACAUGCCGGCCUCCAUCGUGACGUCACAGCAGCCCGCAGGCCACGCGAUCCACGUUGUGCAGCAGGCCCCCACCGUCACCAUGGUCAGGGUGGUCACCACCUCCGCCAGCUCCGCCAACGGGUACAUCCUGGCCAGCCAGGGCUCGGCAGGGGGCUCCCACGACACCGCGGGCACAGCCGUGCUGGACCUGGGCGGUGAAGCCAGAGGCUUGGAGGAGAAACCCACCAUCGCGUUUGCCACCAUCCCUGCGGCCAGUGGAGUGAUCCAGACGGUGGCCAGCCAGGUGGCCCCAGGAGUCCCUGGACACACGGUCGCCAUCCUGCAGCCGGCCGCGCCAGUGGCCAUCGGGCAGCACCACCUGCCGGUGCGGGCCGUCACUCAGAACGGGAAGCACGCCAUGCCCACCAGCAGCGUGGCCGGCAGCGCCUACGCCCUCACCAGCCCCCUGCAGCUCCUGGCAGCCCAGGCGAGUUCGUCCACGCCAGUGGUGGUCACCCGGGUGUGCGAGAUGGGGCCCGAGGAGCCAGCAGCAGCCGGCGCGGCAGCGGCCACUGCCACACCAGCCACCGCCGCCACCACCACCACCACCGCCACCUCUGCCUCUUCCACUGGGGAGCCCGAGGUCAAGAGGUCCCGGGUGGAGGAGCCCAGUGGGACUGGAACCACACAGGCUGGGGUCAUUGCAGCCACCGGCCCCCAGGGGCCAAGCCCCGGGGAGUGACGUCACCUGCUCCGGGUGGAGUGGGACUCACCCAGCAGUGCCCCCGGAGCUGGGCCUGGCAGUGCAGGCAGCUGCGCCCACGGACGCAGGAGAACAGCGGCCUGUGGCGCCCAGCAGGCAGGUGGCUCGACAGGGGCCCCUGGACACGCCUAGCCCUUUCCAUUUUUAUCUCCUGUCCUCCCGUGGUUCAAAACAAAACACAUAAACGAGUUCAGACAACUGAUUGUAUGAUUCUGGGAAUUCUUUGUUUUUUCCUCCUCCCUCAGCACCACCUCCUCUCCCCAGGCCUCUCCGUCAGGGGUGCGGGGACAAGGCCGUAGCUCAGCAUCCCAAGGAAGGUGUCGGAUACCCCCUGUGAGCCAGUGGCCAGGACGGCAGCGGCACAGUACACGCCAGCCUCCCCGGGAAGACGCGACGGGGCAGCAGGCGCUAACCUGUUUCCUGCUGUCUUUUCCCCAAGCAUGACAUAGAAAGUGUCGCCAUUAACGCAGAGGGGUCCCGGCUUGCCUUUGGACCCCAAAUAUUUCUUUCGUCUAAACAUGGAAUUCAGGCUGAAUCAUAAAUCUGAAACAAACACAAAAAGAUAAUGUGUUUGAGGUUUUCAUCUUCAGCCAUAGGUCUGGGGUCCUACCGGCAUUAGUCCCCUCGAAGAGUCAACCUGCCGCCCUUGUCUGUCAACUGCAAGUGAGAUCCACGCUUCCUGCCUGGUGUCUGAGGGAGAAAGUUCUUGGACAAAAGGUCUGUCCAGAGCCCCCGGCCACAGCGUCCAGCCCGCAGCACCGGCCACGGCUGGGUACACCUGCCCCCACGGGAGGCAGGGUGGGACGAGCUGCCCAUGUUCCCCAGUAGCUUUGUCAUCCUGCCGCUGACGAGUACAGUGGGACCUACUAUUGCUGAGCACAGUCUGCUCCUGCUACCUGUCACCAGAUCAGUUUCCCGGCCACCCAGAUCUAUCUGCUGUUUUAAAUUGGAACCAUCUCUUCUGCCUGAAGCGCUGGGGACUGUGGUCAGCCAGCGGAAAGGAGGCCCCUCCAUACACGGGUGGCUCGCAGGCUGUGCCCGCCACGCUCCGCUCCUGCUGCCUCCCAUGCCUUAGUCUGCAGCACGGUGGGAACCAAAGGAUGGGCGGCGCUGCUUGGUCGCUUGGCUCCUGGGUCCCUCGGGAAGUAGCCCUGCACCUGCAGACAGCUGAUGGCACCUCGGACCACGUGCUGUGAGCAGAGCCAGACAACACGGGGAUGAGAUUGGAGUCCUGCAGCUUGUCUUGGAGAAUGUUGUCAGGAACACCAAGGCAUCUAUGUAAAGAUCGACUCUAAUUUUGCUCGUCACUCUGGUGUUGGUUCUCCUGGUAGCGACCACAAAUAGAAACGACAACGCAUUCAACACAGAGCUCCAGGAGUCUCCGAGGAGUGGCUGUUCUCAGCAGUGGCCUGUCCUCGGCAUUGCAGCCUCUGCCCUGGCCCCGUGGAAAACCACAGAGAGACCCAGUUUCCUGGAGAGCGUCUGGGGGGACGGCAGGGGUCCCCCAGGAACCAGGACGCUGGAGUGGAGGGACCACGCCUUCCAAAAUGGCCACCAGUGUGACCCAGCCACAGCCACCCUGGGCCACUGUCCCCGGACAAGUGCAGAACAUCUGCUGGCCCCCUCCCUUCUGCCGUGGUGGGAAAAUCCCUGUUCUUUUGGUUUUAAGGCCCCCAAACCAGUUUUUUCUAUGGCACUAAACUUUAAAUGGAAAUAAGCUCUUUUUCGAAGCCCGUGUUGCCUUGGGUGAGGUCUGGAGAACCGAGGCAGGAUGGAGACAGCGGGGCUGCGUCCUCAGGAGUGGUCCCCGCUGUGGAGGGCGAGAGAUGAUGGUCUGUUCCACUCACGGUUGCUGGCAUGGUGUGUGCCUGGUGUGUGCGCGGGUGGGCGUGCGCCAGCGGGUGGCGGGGGUGGCCGCGGCCCCCAGCACAGGCGCCGCUUGCUGGGCAAGAGCCCUCUCGGGAGGGUGUGUCACAGGCCUUGAGGGCUGCCCGCUGCUGCUUCCUUUCCUUAGUGACUGUCACCCCCAGAGGGGAACUCUGUUUGCUUUUGGACUGUGGCAACUGCCGCAGGUUUGUCUCCUUGUGAAAGUUGACGUAGUCUGCAGAACACCCGCGCCAGGCUGGAUCAGAAGGCUGGCCACCGAGCAUUUGGUGGCAGCUUCACCUGGUCUCGUCGGUCUGGCUCCGAUCUGUCUGCUCCUGGCUAUGAGAGGGUUUGGUUUCUGCGCUUUUUUACUCUCAUAUUUAUGGGGGUUCCAGGUGAAGAGAGAAGAAAGGGAGGGGAUGGAUGAAGCGGGAAGUGGAGAGGACGGAAGCUCAGUGGGUGACGGCGUGCCACGCACAGUCAGCGCCUUUUAGCUUCUGCUGCGACUGAGAAGGGAAGUGGCCGUGGGGCAGCUCAGUCCCCAAGCGAGGCAGGCGCGGGAGGGCUAGGCCAGAAACCACUGCUCCAGGGUUUUUGGUCAUGUGACCAGGUGGCAUGCCUGGCUCGUGCCAGAACUUGUCCUGGAACUGGUGGCCAGAGGCCUAGCAGCGGCCGGUGCCCGAAGGAGAUGUGCAUCCCGGCCAGGCGCUCUCCGAGCUGACCAAGCGAGAAUCUCCCGGCUGAAUUCAGGCGCAGAAGCCAGAGCACAGGCCAGGGCGACUGGGAGAGCCGCUGCCCUGGCCUUGGCGGCCUGUGACCCACCAUGGUGCCCAGGCCACCUUCUCUAGCUUGUUAAGGGUGGGCUGACCCUAGCAGUGUCGGGGGCAGGAGUGAAAACAACUCGAUUCCAGUGUGAUGCCGGUAUCACUGCAGAUGCAGAGGUCUGAGGACCUGCUCUCUGGUCACGCAGGGCGCGGGGCUCUGGCACAGCCCACGGGAAGAGACCGCUGGGUGGGGGUGAUGGCUCUGGGAACCACUCCCUCCUGCUUCGAGCCUCUCUGACAGAUGCUCCCUCCCAGGCCUGGUGCCUGGUGACCCUCUUCUCUCUCCUGCUUCCUGCUUGGCAAAUCACCAGGUGUACCACUUACAGGAAAACGUGCUCUUUUGGUAGGAAGAAAGUCACAGAAAUAGCAUGUUAUAUAGAUGAGCACGUUCCCAUCAAGACAAUCCAGUGUGAUGUGAGGAGUCAAAGGGCUUCGCAGAAUCGCACUCGGCCCAGGGCGCUUUCCCUCGUGCCGGCUCCCGCCACCAGCCCGGGGUCCCCGGUGCAGCGGAGCCGAGGGCCACAGGGAGACCCAGGUCGUCCAGGCGGAUGGUACACACCUGUCCUUGGCUGUCUGCAUCUUUCUUUGCUUGCUGAAGUUCUCCUGCUAAUACCCAGCCUCUGUUGAGGGUGGAGGGUCUGUCAUUCAAAGCCUUUGAAGGACUCACGUAGAACAUCCCUUUUCCAAAUCCUUAGAAACUACGCACCCUGAACCCCAUCCCAACUGGAAUCCCCCUUGACGUCGGGGCCGUGUGUGGCCUGGCAGACACUUCUGCAGCGCCCUAGUCCUCUCCCGCUGGUGUCCACUUAGAGGUCGCCGUGUGCUCCGGGAAGGCAGGACCUGGGGCGGGUCCCCUGUGCGCAGCCCCUGGAGACCAGCGCUGGGAAGACCCGGGAGGGGACUGAGACCAGGCAGCAGUUGCCCGUGAGCACCACGACGACAGCCCCUUAAGGUCUUCUUUGCCCCUGUCUGGGGUUUGCUACUUGUUUGUAUUUUCUGUAUCUCUCAUUGAAGACCCCAGCCAAAUGGAAGUGGGGGUGAAUGUCUGAGUUGCUAAGAUGAGUGAUCUGUGAUCCUCGGGGCCGUCCUUUGUGUCUCUCGGCUGGGCCGGGCGGUGCUUUGCCAAGGCCUCCCCGCCGGUGUCCUCAAACCGCCUGGGCCUCCCAGCUCCUGAGGCCCCGCUCUGGACCUCUGGUCCUGGCGAGAGACUGGCUUGGGAUCACAGGCAUCGCUCAGCUCACGCUCUCACCUCUUUAAAUAAAGAAGGAUCUCUGUGGACCAAAGCGAGCCUGAGUCUCCGUGGAGAGAAACCCCCUGGUCGGGCAAUUCAGAGUUUAGAGGAGGAAGAGUUUCUUUGGCUUUGAAAUCAGCGUCUCACUUUCUAGAAACAAAGAACAGACCUCAUUGGGAAGGAUGCAAACUUAGUUGAAUGUGAGAACACAUUAGAAAAGAAGAAAGGAUUUUCCCCGUAGCUUUUAGAGCUGGGGGUGGGGGGUGAAUGCUCUGUUUUUCCUCAGAAGCCUCAAAUUCCGCUUGGCACUUAAGUGACUUCACGUGGUGUGAGGGACUGUCUCCGUCCCUGGAGUGGACGCCACAGGCUGUCCCCAGCCCCUCCGCGCCUCUGAGAGCAGAGCCCCCCAAGAAGGGGCUUCAGAUAGCCCGAGAGCCGCCUCCCGCAUCAGUGCUGACCAGACGCCGCGACUCCAGGGUAAGUGACAGGAAAGGGUUGUGGCCUCUUCGCACGUCAGAAGAGCCCCAGGACGCUGAAUCGGAGCCACGGCCACGUCCAUGGCCACUCUGUGGGCCACUCAGCUGCCCCAGCGACGCCUUCGGCCUCCGCAUCUGGGCUUGCAGGAAAGUGUCUGCUGGCGCCACGUCUCAGCCUCCUCCACCAUACCUCUGCCUAGAAGCAAUAUUAUUUAAUAAGAAUAAUUUAAAUUGUUCAAUGUGCUGCUAUGAAGACAGGAUUACUCUUUGGACAGGACUGAGCAUUGGAGGUUCCGCGGCUCUUUGGCUGUCUUUUGGCUCUUGGAAGUUAGGGCACAAUAGAGAAUAUGGCAUGUGGUCUCUUGCCCAGUUUCUGUCUGUUAUUUUUAAAUUGUUUCCCUGCAUCUUACAAGUUCCUUGCAUUUGAUAGGUUCCUUUUUCCAGGCCUUGUCGUGCACAUUAGGAUUUUUUAAAUGCUCAGGACAUGGUUUUUGUCAUCCACGUACCAAACUGUUUCUGCUGGGGUUUGGUGCAAGACAUCUGCUACUAGUGUUUUCUUUUAAUACCACAAGCUGCUACAUUUGGUGACUGGAGGAAGGGUUUGUAAUUGGUGCCUUGCGGGGUAUCUCGGGUGGCACCACAGCCCCCGCAGAGUGGUGAGCUGGGCCAUGUGCCUCGAGAUGGGACUCUUCCCCACGGCAGGUGGCCUGAAUUCGUGGAAAGGACCGUCUGUAGAGCUGCUGUGUCUUUGUCUGCCCUCCGUUCCCCAGCCCCAGGUCACAGCUUCCAAGUUACAGCUGCUUGGAAGGUUGGGAUUGUGCGACACCAUCACAAGCAUGUCCUCUGAACUGAGGUUACAAACAGGCCCAUUUCGCUUUGUUUACAGAAAGUAGUUUUACUCUUAGGUUAAAAAAAACAACAACAAAAAGGUCACUUGUGAGUUGUCUCUUUAGCCUGCAGACCUUGAAGCCGCCUCUGCUGUUCUCCAUCAGCCUGGCUUGGCCCCUCUCCUGCACACGGCCCAGCGCCUCGGAAGAACACUCCAGAACUCGUCCUGGGAGCUGGGCGGGGUGGAGGGGCUGGGCAAGGCCAGCACGUGCCCCUAACCAGAGGUGCUGCCUGGGGGAGUGAGGCUGGGCUGGCUUCCCCUGGAGGGGAAAAGGUUCUUGGGGGCCAAACCUGAUUGUCAGAAGCCACUAACAAGAGGUGACGGACCUCACCAUGCCUGUCGUAUAAGUCCGUAGCAGCUGGUUGGAAGACAGAGCCCUGCCUUGAGAAGCAGCCUUUUCCUUGGAGUGUGACACCCACUGAUCAGUGGGCGGAGGGCUCCCCUUGUGGCCAGCCGUCCUCAGGAGGAUCGAAGGUGACACAGAGGCUCUGCCUGUCACUAGGAUGGGCAUUUUCAUUGCAUUUUGGGGCAGGACUGAAAGGGGAAUCCCUUCUUUGAAUUGGUGAGCUUUGGGGUUUGGUUUCUGUGACUUGGCCUAACGGCCUGUUUUGGCUGCACAGGGUUUGGGAACGUGGUUGAGAGGGCAGUCACUGUCUUUAGGCAUCUUCUGUCCUCUCCGGGGGAAGCCCUGCAAGGCCCUGCCUCUCAUUCCAGCACUCGGGGAAAUGUGGGCCAGUGAGAAGCAGCAAGUGCGUUCUUUGCUUUGGCUGAGCAGCCGGACACUGGCCGCAAGGACCCGGCCCCUGUGAGCUCACUGUGGCUUGGGUCUGUCAUUCGGGGUUACUGCCGGGUCUCCAGGUCACUCUCAUCUUUUCGCUCCUUACCCAGUUAUCCUAAGAGAGUCAGAGUAGAAUUAGAAGAAUCCUAGUUUAUUAUUCUUUUUUUCCUGCCUGAAUAGAUUUUCUACUUUUUUAUUGAGGUAAAAUAUACAUGCAGAACUUACCACCUCUGGUUUAUUCUUCUUUAUCCGGGAAUCUCUUUUCUGGAACAGUUUGCUUGUUUGAUUCCCCCAGAUACUCGCUAUGUCAUAUACAGAGACACCUCUGUGCCCUCCAGGGCUCUUCUUCCCGAAGGGACCGUCCUUCCAGUUCUUGUCCCGACUCUCGAGCAGCGGCUAGAACUGUGCCCCCCUGUAUUUCCCUAUGUGUGGGCUGAGCUGAACCGGUAUCUGUGACUCUGGAUUCUAUUUUUUUUCCUGUGUGAAGUUCACCAGCCCGUGUGGAUGUUAAACUGUGCGCUGGCGCCUGUGGCCCCAGGCAUGGGGAGGACUGCUCGAGGAGCACUGCGCUACAGCCUGGGCGACAGAGUGAGACUCGGUCUCAGAAUAGAUAAGUCAAUGAACUGUGCCUGUGGCCUCUAAAUUCUGGGUUAACUGGUCCAGGUUUUUUUCCUCUUCUUUUAUUGGUAAAAAUGGGGACUUAAAAUCAAAGCCUUCUCUCCCUUCCCUUGGAGAAAGGCUUUCGGGCGGGCAUAGCCGCAUCGACAGGGCUUGGCUUCGGUUUCAGGACGGGUGGGGGGAGGAAGAAACAAAGCCGUGUCUGGUCCUGUCCUCAGAUGUCCCUGCAUCCAGACCCUGAGGCUCCAGCAUCCCGGCCGCCCUGGGCUGGCAGCUCGCACACUUGAGGGAGGGGUUGAAGCCAAUACUGAGAUUUUUUUUUUUUAAUCUGAAUGAUAAUUCUCCUGUAAAAAUAAUUCGGGAGGGGCGGGUGUUGUUUGGGGUCUGUGCGUAUGUGUGUGUGAGUGCGUGUAUUUUCUUUUUUUUUUACAGUGGCUGUCUAAAGUAUUUUUCACGAUAUGUUUAAUAAUCAGUGCUUUAAAAAGCAGCGGUAUCCUAUAAAGUGGAAAUUUCGGUUCUGGAGUGUGGGAUGUGAGGUUUGGGUCAUGUCCGGUGCCGUGUCCCACCUCGGAGGAGGGAAUAAACAGCAGCGCCGGGGAGGCGCGAGCGCCACUGCCGGGGGACAGACAGCCCCACAUCCACGGCAGGUGGCCUGUGUUUUCAUUUCAAAUGGGAUACAGUAUUUUUUUAAUACGGAGCCAUAUUUUUUUUUUUAAAGUUUGAGAUCUGAAUGUGAUUUCUAAUUGUAUCAGACGUUAAUGUUUUAAAGCUAUAACAAAGUUUAAAAUUUCUACUUUUGGUUUUUCAUUUAUUUUAACUGUCCUUUUAUCUAUUAAAUUGUUGUAUGUGGAUGGGGAAGUUUUGUUUCUCCUCUUAGCAUUUGUUUCUAUAACCAGAAAUAAAAUUAUAUAUUAAAGAGAUGA
Microcebus murinus (gray mouse lemur) is the source of this 9814-nucleotide messenger RNA. NCBI's taxonomy places the organism in Eukaryota, Metazoa, Chordata, Mammalia, Primates, Cheirogaleidae. The record is from RefSeq and is a predicted model, not a curated record.